Oryzias latipes (Japanese medaka) is the source of this 2066-nucleotide messenger RNA. RefSeq names its product double PHD fingers 1 (gene dpf1). Gene Ontology annotation, biological process: nervous system development. The record is from RefSeq and is a predicted model, not a curated record. Lineage: Eukaryota; Metazoa; Chordata; Actinopteri; Beloniformes; Adrianichthyidae. Gene Ontology annotation, cellular component: nucleus; nBAF complex.
UCCGUCCUCCGCGCCGCCGUGCGCCAAAACUACAGUUCCCACAAGCAGCCACGGUGCGCUCCCGCCUCCCAUUGGCUGUGCGCUGAAGCCGCAGCCCCAGAGAAUGAAUGAAAUUGAAAUGCUACAUUACAUGUAGAAAACCACCGGCUCUGCGGUGUUGCAUUCUAUCACACUAUAUCAAAAUGGCCACAGCGGUGCAGAACCCCCUCAAAUCGCAAUCUGGAGGUGCAGUCAUCAAGAACAGCCUCGGUGAGGAGUUUUAUAAGGAAGCCAUUGAACACUGUCGGAGCUACAAUGCCCGUCUGUGUGCGGAGCGGUCCAUGCGCCUCCCGUUCCUGGACUCCCAGACCGGCGUGGCUCAAAGCAACUGUUAUAUCUGGAUGGAGAAGAACCACCGUGGGCCAGGUCACGCCCCGGGUCAGCUUUACACAUAUCCAGCUCGCUGCUGGCGCAAGAAGAGACGGCUAAACAUCUUGGAGGACCCUCGGCUUGUUCCUAUAGAGUUUAAGAUUGACUAUGAAGCCUCUUUAAAGAAGGAGGGGGGGAUCCCAGAUGGUCCUGUUUUGGAGUCACUGCUUGCUGGGGAAACCCUGGACAAGAAGGUGGAAACCAAGGAGGAAGAGCCGAUGAGUGAAUGUCAGAAGCUGCUGGUUGGAGAUUUCCCUCAUGAACUGGAGGUGGACGAGAUGGAGGAAGAUGUUCCAAAGCGCAAGAAUCGUACCAAAGGACGGGCCUAUGGUGUUGGAGGUAUGAGAAAGAGACAGGAACCGCCUGCCAUUGAAGACAGAGACAAGCCUUACGUCUGUGACAUCUGUGGAAAGCGAUAUAAGAACCGCCCAGGGCUGAGCUACCACUACACACACACACACCUGGCAGACGAGGAGGGCGAGGAAGACUCGGAACGACACACGCUCCCCUUCCAGCGCAAGAACAACCACAAACCCAAGAAAGCACCAGAUGGCUCGGUCAUCGCCAAUGGAUACUGCGACUUUUGCCUUGGAGGUUCAAAGAAGACCGGCUGUCCUGAAGACCUCAUUUCCUGUGCAGACUGUGGACGCUCAGGCCACCCUUCCUGCCUGCAGUUUACAGUGAACAUGACGGCUGCUGUGAGGACCUAUCGCUGGCAAUGCAUCGAGUGCAAAUCCUGCAGCCUCUGCGGCACCUCUGAGAAUGACGACCAGCUGCUGUUCUGUGAUGAUUGUGACAGAGGGUACCACAUGUACUGUCUGAGUCCUCCUAUGUCUGAACCGCCAGAGGGGAGCUGGAGCUGUCAUCUGUGUCUGAGACAACUGAAGGAGAAGGCCUCGGCCUACAUCACCCUCACCUAAUCUGUGGAGCUCAUCUUUUCUGCCUCUCCCCAAACCGCCCCUCCAUCCUCCUCCUCUGAGCUUCAGCCCCCUGCCUCUCCUCCUUUGAUCCCCAACCUGCUGGUUCCCUUUGGCACCACUGAGCCCUCGCAGCGCUGCACCCACUCAUGAACGUCCCUCCAGCACCCGGCCAACCUUUAGUCUGGAAAAUUCCCCGUUGUGCUUCUCUUGACCCCCCUUCUCUUCAGUGCUCUGUGUCAGCAGAGAAGUUUGCUUGAAAGACUCGCCAGGUAACUUAGGGUCCUUCUGAGACGGACUGCUGCGGGAACCCUCUGAAGAACCUGGAUGAACCCUGAUGAUCUCCAGCUGCAGCUCAGUUCAGCUGUGAGUGAGAUUUAAUACGAUGAUUAAGCGUUAAGGACGCUGCCGUGAAGAGCCUGUUUAAAGGAUGGAGUACGAUGUGUCAGCUUCCACGUUUGGAGCUGCAGCCCCUCUGCUGGCCUUCUGCGUCUGUGGAGGAGUGUGGUGCUGAACUCUGCUGAGGUUGAGGAAACAGACUGUAUAGGACUCAAACUCUUUCCAGAUCACUCAUUCAUGAAGAUGUUUCUGAAAGCAUCGGGUCAAGAACUGCUCUGGACCUCAGAUACUCUUCUCCAUGCUGAUACAGACUGAUGCCACGUUUGGGGCUUGAUCGAUUCAGAAGGCUGUGAAUGUUUUUUUCAAAUCAGCUGUUUUGAAUGAAGACAGUAUUUCAGAAAA